AUGUCGGACGCGGAGGACUCGACGGCGACGGCGGCCGCCAAGGGCGACAAGAAGCGCAGCUUCACGGUGGAGGAGAAGCUGAAGGUGGUGGCGGCCUCCAAGAGCAUGUCUCUGCGCGCGGUGGCGCGGCAGUUCGGCGUGGACCGCAACUGCGUGCGCGCGUGGCGCGACAAGGAGGCGGAGCUGCUAGCCAUGCACCCGGGCGCCAAGCGACUGCCAGGCGCCGGACGCCGCCCCACCACGGCGCCAGUCUUAGCUGCGACAGGCAGCAAGAGAGAUGCAGCCGAGGAAGGAGCGGCCAGCGGACAGAAGAGGAUCAAGACGGAGGCGGAGCAGAAGACGGAGGAGAACGAGGAGGUCCACGACGCCGCCCCAGCCUCGCUGGCCGACAACUUCGUGCUGGUGGGCUUCCAGGGCAAGGAGGGCGCGUUCUCGGAGGUGGCGGCCAAGGCCGCGUUCGAGGAGCUGCGCGCCGCCAAAGUUCUGAGUCCGAACGAGUUCAUGACCGUCGGACUGUCGCACAUGACGGACGUGGUGGAGGCGGUGGAGCGCGGAGAGCUGCAGUUCGGCGUGCUGCCGGUGGAGAACUCCAUCUCGGGCACAUUCCACGGGAAUUUGGACCGACUGGUGGCUUCGCACCUCAAGAUCGUGGGCGAGGUGGCGUGUGUGCAGGAGUUGUGUCUCUGCGUGCUGCCCGGAGUGGCGAUCAGCGAGAUCAAGCAGUUGUCGUCACACCCGGCGGUGCUGGACCACUGCGAGAGCUAUAUCUGCGCUAUGGAGCGCAAGACCGGCACCAUUAUCGAGCGCAACGCGGCGUGGGACAGUGCGGGGGCGUGUCAGACUGUCAAGCAGGAAGAUAAGCGCCACGUGGCGGCUAUUGCAAGUGAGCAGGCAGCGCACGCUCACGGACUCGUUGUACUGGAGCGUGGGGUUGGUGAUGAGCUCAACAGCGAAACACGCUACAUGAUCCUCGGACGCCUUGAUGCGUCUCCACUGCCACUGGGCACUGCUCCAGCAACCAGUAUCAUGAGUACCCGCCCGCCCACCACCACCAAGUCCAGUAUUGUCAUAGCAGUACCCAACGAACCUCAAGCGUUGUUCAAGAUCGUCUCGGCUUUUGCGUUGCGCAAUGUCAUGAUCGUCAAGAUCGAGAGUCGACCAGCAGCUACUGCUGGCAGCCUCUUCACCGCCCAGACCACGCACUGGGACUACAUUUUCUACAUCGACUACAUUACAAGCCAUGACCCGACUCAGGAAGCAAGGCUGCGCGGCAAUUUAGAGGAGUUCGCGCUCUGGGUUAAGGAUCUCGGCACCUACUCAAGCAUCGAAGCCUCGUGCUACUCCGUGGAGCUCGUCAAGGGCACGUAUGGUCUCGGCAUCUACUUCGCAGCCGCAGCAGACGCCACCCAUGCGAUCGUGGACACGCGCGUGCCGUUCUACCGCCUCCCGUCGGGGGCUCUCGCGCCUGGAGAGGCCAGCGGGGCAAUUGCCCCCGGGGACUUGCUGCUGUCUGUGAACGACAGCGACGUGUCGACUCUGCGCUUCCCACAGAUCGUGGAGCAGCUUCGCCAGGUGCCCAGAGGCCCCGUGACGUUGGUUUUCCAGCGCCCGCCAAGCAAGCAGCUCGAGGCGUCGCCGGAGACACAAGUGGAGGCUCCAGAGGAGAACCAGCAGGGCGAGCUCAAGACACAGCACGAGCAGGCUGCAGAGCCAGAGGAGAAGGGGAAGCCCAAGGGCUGGACGAUGUUCCAGCGACUGGGCGCUAGUGCGGCAGCUGCAAACUCGACGUCGGCGUCGAGUGAUACGGCGGCGAUGCAGGAGCUGGAGGGGAAGCUGCGCGAGAUGGAGGAAACGCUCGCUCGAGAGCAAAAGUGCCGCUUCCUAGCCGAGCGAAAGAAUGUUUUGUACCGAAAUGAACUGCUUCGUGUGAGCCAAGAAAAUGCGGCGCUGAGAGAUCAGCUGGGAAAACUCAAGCUCACGCAGCAGCGCAGAGACAACUUUGUCACUGAAUCGUUGCAUCUCGCAAUAUAA
This is a messenger RNA of Phytophthora sojae, 2031 nucleotides long. RefSeq lists its product as hypothetical. Lineage: Eukaryota; Oomycota; Peronosporomycetes; Peronosporales; Peronosporaceae. Gene Ontology annotation, cellular component: cytoplasm. The record is from RefSeq and is a predicted model, not a curated record. Gene Ontology annotation, biological process: L-phenylalanine biosynthetic process. The transcript is spliced from 3 exons. Bases 1 to 2031 code for a protein of 676 amino acids. Gene Ontology annotation, molecular function: protein binding; prephenate dehydratase activity.